CGUCACUCACACCGGAUCACAAACCCAAAACUUUUUUCUCUGUCACUGUCCCUCUCACCCCCUUUCCCUCAUCCCUCUGCAAAACCCUAAACCCAGCCUCCAUUUCUCUCUCUCUCUCUGAAAGCCAUGUCUCUUCUAUCUCGCCUUCGCCACGCCGCCCUCACCAGCCAUGCCCGCCACCUCUCCACGGCGGCCCCACUCUCCUCAAAGGACAAAACUAGGACCGCCAUCGCCCUCCUCAAAUCCGAGAAAGACCCCUCCAAAAUCCUUGAAAUCUGCAAAUCCGCCUCCCUAACUCCCGAAUCCCACCUCGAUCGCAUUGCCUUCUCCGUCGCCAUCAACCGCCUCCGUGACGACAACCACUACGACUUCAUCCGCCAGUUCCUCGACGACCUCUUCGCCUCCCGUUCCGAUCUCAAAACGCAGCGAUUCGCCUCCCACGCCAUCAUCCUCUACGGCCAGGCCGGCAUGCCCGACCACGCCGUCCGCACCUUCGAGCGCUGCCAUGAAUUGGGGAUUCCUCGGAACGUCAAGACGCUCAACGCGUUGCUGCUGGCCUGUAUAUUCUCCAGGAAUUACAAGGAGGUGAACCGGGUUUUUAUCGAGUUCCCGAAGAUUUACGGGAUCCAGCCCGAUUUGGAGACUUACAAUUACGUGAUCAAGGCGUUUUCGGAGGCGGGCACCACCAGCUCCGCCUACUCGGUGCUGGCGGAGAUGGAGAGGAAGAAUGUGAAGCCGGAUGCCAAUACUUUCGGGCAUUUGCUCACCGGAUUUUACACCGAAAUGAAGUUUGAAGACGUUGGGAAGGUGACAAAUUUGAUGGAGAAGCACGGGUUUCAGCCAGGGCUUUCUACUUACAACAUUAGGAUCAAGAGUUUGUGUAAAUUGAGGAGGUCUUCCGAGGCGAAAGCGUUGCUGGACGGGAUGCUUUCGAGGGGGAUGAAGCCGAAUGCAGUCACGUUUUGCCAUUUGAUUCAUGGGUUUUGCAAGGAAGGGAAAUUGGACGAGGCGAAGAACUUGUUUAAGAACAUGGUGAACCGCGGAUUUAAGCCGGAUGCAAACUGCUACUUCACUCUUGUGUAUUUCCUGUCCAAAGGUGGGGAGUUUGAGAGUGCAUUGCAGUUUGCUAAGGAGAGCAUUGAGAAGAAUUGGGUUCCGAAUUUCGGAACAAUGAAGUUGCUUGUGGACGGGCUGGUGAAGGCUUCCAAGGUGGCGGAGGCAAGGGAGGUCAUCGGGCAGAUGAAGGAGAAGUUUUCGGCGAAUCAAGAUCAGUGGAAUGAAGUUGAAGCUGGAUUGCCGCAGUGAGAACUCAGUGAGGAAGAAGAUGGUUUACUUCUUGUUAUGAUUUUCUUGUUUCUUGCUCGAAAUACAAUCUUCUGUUUCAGUGUUUUUUUGUUGAAGAAAUUUUGUUGCUGAGUUGCCCUACACAAUCUCGUGUGUAUAAGAAUGUUUGAACAACCAUACAUUGUGCCUUGGCAUUCACUUCUCCGGUCAA
Messenger RNA from Pyrus x bretschneideri (Chinese white pear), 1495 nucleotides. RefSeq names its product pentatricopeptide repeat-containing protein At1g61870, mitochondrial-like. The transcript has a single exon. The record is from RefSeq and is a predicted model, not a curated record. Lineage: Eukaryota; Viridiplantae; Streptophyta; Magnoliopsida; Rosales; Rosaceae. The coding region runs from base 127 to 1305 and encodes 392 amino acids. Gene Ontology annotation, molecular function: protein binding.